UGCUAACGACGUAAAAUAUUAUUUUUUUGUAAUUAUUAUUAUUAUUUUUUUACCUUUUAAUUUUAAAAACAUAAUAUAAUUUGACAAUAUUUUGUUUACUUUUUUAAAAGAUAUCGAAUAUAAAAUAAAACAAUCUUAUUGGUUGGUGAACUUAAGAAUAAAUCAUCUUGAAAUCUUACUUGCAGAGAAGCUAAUUCCUUCUAAAAGGUAAGCCACGCUGUCAAUUCUUGAACCAUCAAAAGUAAAUGCUUAGACCAUCAGCAAUGGAUCUGUUGAAUAAUUUAUUCAACUGAUUAAACCAUUAUAAAGAAGGUGUUGAAUUAAAAAAGAGCAUACCUGGAUUCACACCAGUUGAAUAAUUUCAACUAGUUGAAAGAACAUAAAAUGGGCUCCACUCUUCCACAUCUUCUAUUGUGAUUUGUGCUUCAGGUUUGUCUCAUUUUAUUUCCACCCAAUAUUUCAAACUUAAUUAUUUUAUAUUUAAAUAUUUUGCUACAAAAUAAAAAUUAUAUCAAAAUUCAUCAUUUUUAAUAAUCUAUAAAUAGAAACUAAUUUCAUUUCAUUUGGAUAUAUAUAAUAAAAAUGUCAUUUUUAUUGUAAUUUCUAUAUUUUCACCAAUAUUAAACUUUAGGACCUCAACUAUAUAGUAUAUUUGUUUUAAUAAUAUUAAUUUUAGGGUUUUUUUCUAAAAAAAAAGUAAAGAAUAAAAUAAAAUAAACUUAAAAUUAUUAAGUUAUGUCAUUUUAAUUAUUUAAUUUAGACACAAUCAAUUUUUUUAUUUAACUAUCAAAAUUAUAGAAAUAAAAAUAUGAAUUAAAAUUUAUAGGGUAGUGUGUUGAAUUUUAUUAAACAAAACCAUUGUAGUGAAAAAGUUUGUAUAGGUGUUGAAUUAAUAGGUGGAAGAAAAAGAUGAUGAUGUGGAAUGUAAAAAUGUGUAAAUUAGGGUGUUGAAUUCAUACACCAUUGUACAUAGUUAUAGGCUGUCCCAAAAACAUGGUAUGUUAGAGUGAUGAACCAUAAUUUUCAUACUCCAAAUAAGUGAUUCUAGCUCUUUGUGCAAAGGUGACAAACGUCUAUUUUGGUUCUUUAAGCCUAAAAGUUACUCAUUUCUUGAUUUGUCUCUCCAAACUCAACCAUAUCCAAUGUAUAGAGAGGCAAAAGUCCAUGAUCCAUCCACUAAACAAAUACUCUGAACUGAAAGACAAGGCCAUCGUUGGCUGGUAUGGCGAUUGAACAUCUUCUUGUUUUUUGUAUUCCAUUCUAACUACGCUCAACAGUAUGUCAGAAUAGUUAUAGAAGAUUUGUGGUGACAUCACUAAAUAAUUUAUCAUUACAAGCUUUUCAAAAAUAACUGAUUAUCAAUAGAAAAAUAUUCUAUCUAAUUCCGAGUUUUCUACAUUUUUUUCUCGAGAACAUUUAAACUGGAAUAUAUACUUAUAAUGGAAAAAAUUAAUAGGCAUGAAAGAGUUGAUGAUAAUACCCAAGUUUGUAGAGGAGGUUUACAUUAGAAAUGACACAAUUAAUAGUUUCAUCAGUGUUUCCACAUCGAAGAUAAUGAUUAUCACACCGUAUGUAAAGUUCCUUGUAACCACUAAAUACUCUGUUAAAAUCUACCAUAUACGAUGAUAUAUCUUCUGUGGAACAUUACUUCUUCGAACAAAAGCUUGAAAUUCAUUUACCGUAGUUUUGGUCAGGACAAUGAAUAUUUUUUUGCUACCACCAAAUCCAUUUUACUGUAUAUUGUUCACUUUUAUGUAAUUCUAACAAAAUUUGUCAUCUAUAUUAGAUUAACUAAUGAUCAAACUCUGAAGAAAUAAAUAUCUUUUAGAAUAACGAGGUUCUCCAGCAUUUCUGUAUCCCACUUUCUAAAUUUCCCAUGUUUAAAAUCAUUCACUAUAUGUGACCACCUUCUGUAGACAUUGAAAUCGAACCGGAUGUAUCAACUGGGCCGAUCUACUCUAUACUAAAAGGAACAAAUAGAGUGUUUUAAGCCUGUCCACGUUGGACUAAAAAAUCAUCCAAUAAGAUAUUUCUAUUUUGCCAUGUCAUACCUUACACUCGGGCGCGUUAAGUUUGUUGCGGUGAAGUGAUGUAGGCUCAGUUUGGGCUUCACUUCUAUUUUUAUUGAGCCUGUUUCUUAUUUGAGGCCCAUAUGUAUUAGUUUCUUCUUCCUCCUUCUUGCGGCUGAUUCUUCUCUGACGAAACGACACAGAGUUUCCUUUGAUAACCGUAACAUCUCACAAAUCCUUUAAUCCAUCAUUAAAUUUGGAUUUUCCCUUCAUUAGUCCACAACUCCCACAUUAAAAUUUCUAUGUACCUUUUCGUUUCCACUGUAACCCCUAAAUCUACAUCUAUAAAUAUCGGAUCUUCCUAGCAUGCAAAGUCCAAACUCACACAAACUCGAAAGGCAAACAAAUAGACCCACACACUCUUUUUCUCGAAGACUCUGCAGCCUUGAUCGGAGCUUCUCACCGUCAAAGCUCUGUUUCUUUUCAUCUUACCGGCCACCAAAAUUGGAGACUACAGAACGAGGAUCAAUCGAAACAAUGUCUUAAAUGCUGUCGUUAAAAAUAUCUCCACCAUUACUUCCUUUUUGUGAAUCCUCAACUAUGGAAGGAGCCAAAAGAGAACUGGCCUCCAUGAAGAAGCUUUGGCACUAUAUUGUCUACGGGAGAUGACAAUACUCAUUCAAGGCACCUUUUCCUAUCUACAGAUACACUACAUCAAAGUCUUCGAUUGAUAUUUAUAUAGCUAGCUUUUGGAAACAAAUGAUAUUGAUGUACAAAAUGAUAUUGGAAAAGAUUAAGGAGAACUUAUAGUUUGCUUUAGUAAAUUCAUUGGUAUACAUUAAUUGGUGGUGCAAAAUGGUUCAUAUUAUGGUCUUAUAGCAAAUGAGUAUUAGAGUAAGUGAUAAAAUUUUAAGCAAAUGGUCCCAGCAUUAAGUUUUUUUUUUUGCAGGGGAAUCGCUGUAAUACAUUUCACGUGGUGAGUUUCUUCAUUGAACCAAAGCUGCUCCACUGAAAUCUCGCCUCAAGAAGCUGGGAACACCAUUUCCUCCCAUCUAUGUUUCAGAUUGGAAUAGAAGAAGAGUAAGAUGAAGAAAUGACUAUCAGGAAAACGAGUUAUGUUCAACAUUAAACUCGGUGACGGUUGAAGAAGAAUGGAAGAGAAGGGAGUUUCAGACUCUCAACUUACGCUGCUCAUGCUUUUAUCUAACAGGUCACAUGGAACUUUUUAACCGUUCAAAAGGGCAGCAUCAAAACCUAGACAGAUGUUUAUUUUUUUCUUUUUUUCUCUUUGAACAUCAAUUACUGAUAAAAACAUUUUAUGCUUGACAUAUUCUUCAAUGUCGAAUUUCAACAACUCUAAAUGACUAAUUGUGAACAACAUUACAACACUAAAUAAUUAGUUCUGAACAAUAUUUAUAUAACAAAUAUUGUGGUCUUAUAAGACAAAUGAGCUUGCUUAUAAGGAGGCCUGUAUUGGUUAGAUGAAUAUGGAAGCGUUAUGUUGUCAUGUUGCUGUGGUUUAUUUAUCAGUCAUUGCAUUUCUAUUUUGUUAUUCAAACUAUUACGUAUGUUGGUUAAAUUAAGCGCACUAUUAAUAUAAGCAUAUUUCGAGACUUCGAGUCAUUGUUAUGCCAAUAGUCCAUAACACACUUACGAAGGCAGUCUGUCUGAUUUGGGUUUAAGUCGUGGUAUUUUCUAACAAGUAUUCAUACCCAUAAUUAAAUUUGCCAUGAUAUCGUAAUCAGUAACUAAGAAAAUAUGAAUACGCUUUUAGACUUUUACACCCAAUAAUUAGGGCCUCACUAUUAUGACUCUUCUCACCAUGUUUAGAGUGAGAAUUGAGUGUUUCGAGUUGUUCUUAUUAUACUUUGUCUGAACAAUAAUCAUUCAUCGCUAUUACAUAAAAUAUCAAAACACAUACAACCCCACAUUAACGACACAUACAUACUUUUAAAUUUUAAUAUUUCUAUUUUUCUUGCAUUGAUCAGGUGGCUUCCUACAAAAAUAAAUUGUUCGGUAUGUAGAGAAAAUAAUUUAUGAUGCCAACUUAAUAAAAAAAUAAAAAAGUUUAUUGGGUUCUAAUUUCCAAUAUCACUUAUGUCACUUUUGUCCUCAUUUAGAUAUUUUUCUUUUUGAUAUUUUUCUUUUUCUUUCUCACCUUUUAGAUAUUUUUAUUUCUCGCCAUUAUAAAUUUCUAGAUUUAUGUUGAUCUUGACUUUGUAGCUCUAUGCUUUGUUUCCUGCUCUCCUUUUUUUUUUUCUAAAUAUCCGUUCCUUCUAAAGUGCUAAAAAAACUUCAAUUUAUCAAUAAUAUUAUAUACUUAUUAACCCUUCUCUUUGCGUUCCCAUGCAAUCUCCUCCAAUCCCACAUCUUUUUACAAGAAUAACUUGCAGCCCAAACUCCUGCAAAUCCAACCUAAACAAACACUCACUUUCACGCAACGCUUAUGAGUGGUAUUGUUAAAGUUAUAUUUAAAUAAAUUAAAUUAGACCACGGAAGAAGCACAGCUUAAAUAUGUGUUGGUUGGGAAAUAUAUCUCUAAGAAGUAUGUGUCGAUUAGAGGUGUCCUUGAUUCAAUACAUAAAGCCUUCACUUGAUAUAUGUAAAGAUACACACUCAUUUUAUUAUCCAAAUUAUAUUUACUUUGGUGUAACUGGCACCUAUAUAAUAUUAUAGUUUACUGCUCCUAUCAUUUACGAUACUCAUUUUUUGCGUGAACAACUACAAAACAUACAAAUAUAUUACUAUCACUAACCAAUACCAAAAUGGAUCAACAAAUCUUUUACAACUUAUUAGACAACAAAACGUACGAAACCGGCGCGUAGCGCCGGAAAACCCCUAGUUUUUGUAAUAAAAAGCCAUUCAGUUCUAUCAAAAAUUGGACUUAUUCGAAGACAUAGUUCUCAAACUAAAUAUAGAAUUCGGAAUUAUUAUUUUUUACUCACAGAAUUCGGAAUAGUUAAUCAAACUUUUGUAUUUUUUUUUCACCUUUCGUCAUCAAUCAAACUUUUGUAUAAAUCCAUAGUAUAAAUCAUUCAUCCAUAACAUAUUUAGUCUUGACCAUCCCUCGCUAUAAUGUUACCUCAAAAAGUCACGAUCUUACUGAAUGAUAAUAUAAAGCCAUAUUUUUGACUAAUAAGGCCAUAUUGUUUUGACUAAUAAAGCCAUAUAUUUGUUCGCCUGUCCAUCAUUAUUAUGAAAUUAAAAUCUAUUAGAAAGUUUGACAUUUUGAUGAAUAGUAUUACUAUUAUUCGAUGUUAUAGUUAUGUUAAAAAAAAUUAGUUACAUAUUACAAACUUAAAUCAUCCGAUGGUUUAAAAAAAUAUUUUGUCUCACUAAUUAUAGAUGAAUAUACAAAUAUACUAAUACGGAAAAUUUCUUAAAUGAUCAUUUUAAAAUAAUUCACCAAAAGAGUUCACAAAGAGUAAAAUGACCAAAAGAAGUUUCAUUAAAGAGACAAAAUACUCUUCUACUUUACUUUAUAGAUAUUUAAACUUAAAUAUACAUAAUUAUUUAAAUAAAUAAUAAAUUAAAAUAAUUUUUAACUGUUUUCAAAUAAUAAGUUUUUGAAUUCAAUUUUAUCAAAUUUAUUUUGAAAUCUAAAAAAUCUUAUUGACAUUAUUUUCAAAUUUUCAUUUUAAAUCUUUAAUAAUUAUUUAUUUAUUUAUUUUAAAAAAUUAAAUCCACUCCCAAAAUCCACUCUUCAUAUCUAAAUCUUUUAGAUAUGUUAACCCUAAGGACAUAAAUGUUUAUUUACCCUUUAGUGAAAUCUUUUUUAAUCAUAUUGAUCUAUGAAAACUAUAUUUGUGAUAAAAAAAAAUUCAGGAUCCAAAUUUCUCUAUAUAAUAUAUAUAUGCUCAUCAUAUAUUGUUAUUAUGCUGAAACGGCGACCCAUGUGGAUAGCAAAAUGCAUGCAAGUAGGGGCAGGCAUGAAGCAGAUAUCUAAAAUUUUAAGGAUUUGUGAUAUGCUCCGCUCCACACUGAUAAUAGAUUUUUGAUUCAAUCUGUGAUCUUCCGGAUAUUCGGUGUUACGGAUAUAUGAAAAAUCAGUAUUUUUUUCCGGAUAUCCGUUUCGAUCCAAAAAAAUAAUUUUUUUUUAUUUUUGAAAAAUAUUGAAAGAAAAAUAAUAAUUAGGUAUACAAUAACAAUGUAUCAUUACAAUUUGUUUAAAAACAUACUUUUAAAAUUUUAAUAACUAAAUAACUGAUUUAGUGAAUAAAAAUAUUAUAAAAUUUAUAUAUAGAUAUACAAUUAUAUAUUAUAUAUAAUUUUAUAUACAUAUAUAUGUAUAUAACAGAUCGGAUCAGAUAUCUAUUUUUUAAAAUAUGAGUAUUUGUGAUUUAUUUUGUCUUUGACGGAUAUUAUUUUUUAGUAUUUGCUUUGAUUAAUAAAAUUACGGAUAUCCUAAUUUUUUGGGUUGAAUUGAAAUGUAUAACGGAUCGAAUCAAAUUUUACGGAGAUUUUGAUCACCCCUAUAUGCAAGUAUGCAAUAACUUUGAAUAUUGCAUAAUAUAAAAGCCGGAGACACGUGUAAAUGUAACUAUUGAUGGACUUUUAUAAUAAUAUAUUUUGAAAUUAUUUUCGAGGGAAAUCAAAAGUCAAUCGUAAAGGUCAGCGUUCAGCUAGCAUCAACGUGAUAUCGUCGAGUCUUUUUUUUUUGACGCUGGUUGUAUUCAAAUUAUAAAGAGAGCAAACCUCCAAAAAUGUAACACACACCUCACAUAAGAGGAUUGGGAGGAAGAACAAAGAAACAAUAGAGAGUAGAGACAUAAAAUAAAAACAGCAAAGGGGGAAAGACACCAAUAGGUGCUUAAAAGGCGAUAGUUCACACACCCGUAGAGAUCACAAAACCACCUGUUAGGGGCUAUAGAUCAUGAGGCAGGGCCUCUCUUCGAAUGGUGUGAUCCAACCAAGCAGGACAUCCUUGAGCCACAUACGAUUGAUAUCGCUGAUCCUUGGUAACACUCACUGCAAUGAGUUUUGCCACUCUGUUCUUCUCCAGUUCAACAUGAUUCAAUGUAUAGGUUGAGAAUCGAUGGAGAGAUUGCAAAAUUUCUCGAAUUAAGUACUGGACCUCAGGAGAUAUCGUCGAGUCUACAUUUUGAGUAAUUUUGUCAUCUUUGGUACAUUAAUUUGAAGACGAUAAAAUAAAUUUAGAAACUAGGUUUUAGACAUUGCGUUUCAAGUUACCCCUCUACAUCUCUCUAUUGUCCAUAUCCCCACGCUCGCUUAUAAGUUCAAAGAAAUCUAAUUAAAAAAAAAUGAAAAUACGAUUUAUACCAACUGAAUUCGAAAAAAGAAUUUCUAAAAGUUGGUGUGUACCGCGUGAUCACCAUAUGCAAUUUACAUUAUAUAUCUCUAACAUAAUUUUAACCUUUGCUUACCUACAUCAAUCAUUAUGAAAUCAAGCAAGAAUUGGCGCGCAUGAUUCAUCGUAUUGUGAAUUUGGGAACACAAAUUCAUAAAUUUAUAGGUCUCCCUCCGUUUCAAAAUAAUACAUGUUUUAAGAUUUUACACUUACUAAAAAAACAUAAUAAAACUUAGAUAUUAAUGCAUAGUUUUUUGUAAUUUUAUAUUUCAUAUAUUUCUAAACUAAUAAAACUUCAAGAAAUGCAAUUAAUAUUUUUGAAGUUUACAAUUUUUCAUUAUUAGUCGACAAAAAUGCAUUAUAAAUAUAAAAAAUAUUUUUUUUUGAAACAAAUUUUUUUUUCUAGAAUAUAAAUCUUUUUGAAACGGAUGGAGUAUUUAAAUUCUCGUAACUCUUAAGUAUACAUUCGUUAUUACUUAUUAACAACAUUUGAAAUAAUUAAUCCAUAUUUUUUGUAUGUAAACAUGCCGACAGUAUAUUGUAUCAUGCAAGUAUUGACUAAUUGUUAUACCAUCAUCAGGUUAGAGUUUUUAAAUAAUCCGAAUUGCACUGAAUUAUUAGUAUAUAAAUUGUAAAAUCGACCAUUAUCUCAACAAACAUUAACAAUCAUUCACAUAAUAUAAGUUCGUUAAUUUCCAUUAACUGAACUUGAAUAGUACAAGUAGAUUUAGUUGAAGGCCAAGGUAAAUACAUACAUGAUACAUACAUGUAAAAAUAACCGUAAAUGAUAGAGUUGAUUAGUUGUAACCUUGAGAUAUAAAAAAACGUGUUGAAAUUGGUCUAAACAUUUAUGUUAUUAUAAAUUUCAGUUUAAUUGUCGUUGUAAGGUAAAAUUUCCGUUUCAAACUAAGUGUUGAUUUAGAAUUUUAAUGCAAAUAUGAUAUUUUUAGUUUUUUUUGGGUUAAACAUGGUUAGGUAUAUAGGUAAUAAUAUUUUAUUUUGAAAAUGUGUAAAAUUAAAUGUUAUUUUUAAUAUAUGUGCAUAAACUUAAAACGACAACUAAAAUGAAAUAGAUCGAAUAAUGUUUAGAUGGGUCCCUCUUGUGACAAUAAUUUUGGAACUUUAAAUGAUUUAGCAAUAAGAGGAGCCCAACACAUUAAGUUUCUCCCGUCAAAAACCUGUAUUUUACUUGUUUCCAGCUCUUUCCAUUACAUUUCCCAAUAGCCUUUUCAAUAUUGUUAGUCUACCGCAUUUGAUGAUGUUUUGACUAUUAAUAGUAAAAGUACUGUGUUUUAUCAUGCAUGACAAUACAGGAGUAGCAUAUGUGCUUUGAAAAGUGAUUCUAUGUCGAGAAUUUUGAAUUUCAAGCGCAAUACAAAUGUCAAAAAACUUUUUUUUUUUUUUUUUGGUCUAAAUGUUAAGAUUUAUACUAUUUUUAAGAGUUUACAAUGUUGUGUAAACACAACUUAUUACAAAGAAGGAAAAAGAGGAAGAGGGAACAAAGAGAGAGCAAUAAAAGGAGAGUAGCAUUAACUAUAAGGGGAAAGGAACCAAAAGUACAACUCCAGCAAAGAUGGUGGGGGAGCGGAGACAGUGGGUCUUGAAAGAGCCAGCAACCUAUCUCUCACAGUACGAUCCACCACUCAGAACACAGCCUCUUGAGUUGAAGACACACCGGUGAAGAUCCUGGCAUUACGCUCACGCCAGAUGUUGUAAAUGAUCACUUGAUUAAUGAGCUUCAUCACCGCAACCGCUCGCCGAGCAUGAGGUCCAGGAAAAUGCUGGCAAAGGACCACGACCGCAUCAAGUGUAGCCGGAGGAGUCGCCAAAAACCUGCCACAAAAACGAGUCCAAGUAGCAACUGCAAAAGGACAAUCAAAGAACAAAUGGCUAAUAGACUCAUCCGCUACAGAGCAGAGAACACAACCUAGUUGAACGUUCAAACCCCAAGAUAUCAACCAAUCACGCGUUGGGAGCCUACGAAGGAAGGCUGUCCAAGCGAUAAACGAACAGCGAGGAAUUUCCUCUCUAAACCAAGCCACUGAAUGCCACUGAACUAAGGGACUUGGUACACGCAUCCUCUCCCAAGUUACCUUAGAUGAGAAUGUGUUUCCAAAAGCGCCAGAACUCGUUCUCCACAAGUAUGUAUCACAGCCAUCGGUUGCAGAACUCGAUCUGAGUAUGCAAUGUCAAAAAACUUGGUCACACGACUCACACCUCCCGCAUCUAAAGAAAACAAAGAUGGAAAGUUUGCAUUAACGUCUAGUGGUUUUCACGGAAUCCUCAAAAAUAUAACUAUUACUUCAAAUGAAUUAAGCCUUGACUAUCAAUAAGCCGUUCUUGUAAAAUUAUACACAGUUAUAGACUUAUAGUGUUGUUGGGUUAAGAGUAUCACUUAAAAAAAGAACAUCACUUUUAAAUAAAAUAACAUGGACGAAAUAUGAAUAGAAGAAAAGAAGAGAAGAAAAAUAAAAGAGGAAUAAAAAAAUCACUCGUGUCUAAUGUGAACACAUUCGUUAAAAAAGUUCCCGACGUUCGAAACAAAAACAAUUAAAAACGACUGAAGAAAUAACAGUCACAAAGCUGUAAAUCAGGAAAAAAAUACAAUAAAAGCAAAAAAAAAGGGAAAAAGAAGAAAGAUAUCCAAAUAUAAAUAUAACUCAUUGUGUUCAGUUCUUCUUCCGACAAUAACAUAAACACAACACAGAAAUAAAAAGAUGGAGUUAAUAUCGACUGUGGCUAGCUGGUUCACUCCGACGACACUCUUCCUCCUUCUCAAUCUUAUGAUCGGCACAAUCGUUAUGACUUCUCGAUUUGCUUCAGGAUCACGGAAACAUCACCCGCAUCACGAUUGGUUCGGGUCGGGUCAUGCUCCGUCUCCGUUAACCAGAGCUCCGUCGCUUAUCGACCGAGUCAAGUCCAUCAAUUUCCAUCUCUACAAGUUUCCCCAUCCAGAAACCGAACUUUUCUCAGCUAUGACCCAACACGACGUAAUCGGGUCGGAUCUUCACGUGUAUCCUGACCCGAAUCCGGCUCCGCUACAACGCGUUCCUUCUCUCUUGGAUCGUGUUAAAUCCAUCAACAUGUCAUAUUUCAAAUUCCCUCACGACGUAACCGGGUCGGACCCUCACGAUCACUCUAACCCGGAUCCAAACCCGAAUCCGGCUCCUUUACAACGUGCCCCAUCUCUCCUGGAUCGAGUCAGAUCCAUCAACAUGUCACACUUCAGAUUCCAGCAGUAUAACCCGGGGGAAAGUGAUUCUGGUAAUCACACUGAACCGACCCGCUUCGAAAAUAUUACGACCCGUAUGGGUCGGGUUGACCCGAUCGAUAAUUCAAAAUUCAUCAUCCCGGAAGAAGAUAAACCGAGUGGAACCGGAUUUGAUAAUCCAAUCAACCUGCCCGGUCUAGCUCGGGCUCCGUCUAUCUUGGAACGGGUCAAAUCCAUUAAGCUUUCUUCUUUCUACAGAUCCGACCCGGAACCUCACUCCGAUCAAAAUCCUGACCCGAAUUCGGCUAUCCACGAAGACCACAGGCACGUCAGGAGCAAAUCGGAAUCCAAGAAACCGGUUAAGAAGAAGAAGAAAGCGACGGGGAAGAUGACGAAAUCAGCGAGCGAGAAGUCGGGCUUCGGUUUCCAUGAGGAGGCGGAGACGGUGGAAUCCGUUGAACGGAGAAGACCAGAUACGACGAGGGUCGAAGGAUCAACGUCGUUCGGAGACGGAGAAGAUGGCGUCGACGAGAAAGCUUCCGACUUCAUCAACAAGUUCAAACAGCAACUGAAGCUACAGAGACUCGAUUCGAUUCUGAGGUACAAGGAGAUGCUGAAGGGAAAAUGAGAGCAAAGUUCCUUAAUUACCCCUCGGCGGAGAUUGUAUUUAUCCCAUGUUAAAACCUCAUCGCCUCCGUCUCCGCCUUUUUCACCGACAAGAUUCAGGGACUUGACAGUGUAUGAACUACCUUUAGUACCCAUGUAUGCAGUUUGGGUAUGUUUAAGUAAUUCAGGGACUUGACAAUGUAUUUUUGGAACUGGGACGUUGUUCUGCACCAAGUUCUAUUGUUCAUCCAGUUGGCAGAUUCCAGAUGUUUAGUACGUUUCCUAGAUUCUGCUAAUUAUUAUUUUUGUUUGUCAGGUUGGUUACUUAGCGAAAUUUUAAUAUUAAUAAUACGUGAUUACGUGAACAGAGGAGGUUAUGAGGGAAAUAACAUAGAUUUUUUGUAUGGCACCACACACACACUCCCAAAAAGUCUGAAGAUGUUUAUUUAUUUAUACAUGAGAAUGCAUUAAACAGUGAUUAAGAAACAGACUACAAACACGAGAAACAUCAACAGCCUAUCUCGAUCUCUCACUCUAUUUUUUUCUUUGUGAGGAGACAGCUCAAUCAAAAGGUAGAUGAUCUAAGAAUCAGAUUCUUGUAUGAUCUGAAUUUGUUCAAGGUGAAUUUGUUUGAAACACGUUUACUGAUGAUUGAAAUUUGAGCAAAGUUGCGCCGUGAAGAAGAACUCAGAUCAUCUCCAACCAAACUUUGCAAAACAUUAUUUUAGUGUAAUUUUUACACAUCUUUAAUCCAACUGCAAAAAUUACACUAUUUUAGUGUUAUACUAAUAAUCACCACACUAAAGCAUUAUUUAGUUUUAUUAAUAAAAUAUACAACUAAAUAAAUGACAAAUAAAAAGUUAAAUACAUCUAAUAUUCUAAAAUCAUUUUUAGUGUCAAGUUUAGUGUCGUGGUUGGAGAAGAACAUUUUUUUAGUGAUGAAACUACACCAAAAUAUUGUAGUUUUGUCACUAAAAUAAUGUUAUGGGUUAGAGAUGCUCUUAACAAGACCAAUAACAAUUAUGUAAAUCCUAUCUUUUGUACCUUAUCUCUUAUGGCAUCUUCAUCUCUACUCUAUUUUUUCUUCUAAAAUAUAGUAAAAGUGAAUAUGAAGUAAGGAAUGCUCUAACUCAACUCCAUAUCUCACUCUAUAAUAAAAUUUACUCUAUAAAUAGAGUAAUCUAUUUGUUCGUUCAUCACUCCAUUAUGAAAUGGAAAAUAUAGUAAGAUUAAAGCAAAUUUUACUCCAUUUUUAUUUUUACUCUAUUUUAAAAGAAAAAGUAAAGUUUUAUAUCGGAGAUGCACUUAUACGUUACGUUUUGAGUUCACCGACUAUAAGAUUACGUAGUCAUGAGAUUGGUCCAGCAAAAAAAAACUCUUAAAAUGAGGCGUUGUAAUAAUUAGGGCUUACAAUUCAAGUAAUCCGAACCAAAACCACCCAACCAUUCUUCGCCACGAAAUUAAGACCCGGUAUACCACGAAAUUAAAAAAUCUUAUAAAUUAUAACUUUAAUCUAAAUUAUAUAUAUAAUUUUAUAAUUAUGCUUUGUUCAGCAAAAUAAUUUCAAACUCCAAUGCAAUUCGAUUUCGUCUCUCGUUUUCUUUACAAAAAAUUAUUUAUUUUAUUUUUCAGCUAUGUGCUGCUCUCAACAGUUUCCCCUAUCAAAAUAGCCUUUUCAUAGAAACUUCACAAAUAAUCUAACAGAAAACAAUCUAUUGUUUCGUUUUUAUUGCUAGCUAUUAUUUUUUCUUCACGUUAUUUCAAUAUAACGUUUAUCCAUCGUUCAAAUUGGAAAACAAAAAGGGAAAAACUCACGACAGAACAGAUAUUAGUAUUACCUUGUCGAGGUAGAUCAUCAGCGUCUGGGUGGUGUAGUCGGUUAUCACGCUAGUCUCACACACUAGAGGUCCCCGGUUCGAACCCGGGCUCAGACAUCAUAUUUUCUUUUGAACUAUGUUUCUUUUGAACUAUGUUUUUUUUAUUCGGCCUAAUCAUAGUUUCUUAGAUAAUGAUAUAUGGACAGCAAUCUAUGGCCCAUAUAUAUAGACAGAUCGGCCUUAGCCCAUUUCAUUCACGUACUCCGGCAAAACGCGGGAAAAUGCAAUCCGGCUACUUCUCUCUAGUUUCGUAACUUCAUAAAUAUGUAUACGACGUUACUCUGGAAGUAGUGUUUGAUUCUUUUUCUUUCUUUUUUUUUUGUUACAGAAAACCUUUGUAGUAAAUUGUUUCACAAUUUUAAGAGUCAUUGGUUUACUGGUAUGUGAUUUUAUGCCAUACAUACCAAACUUGUACCUAUCUUUUUGAUUUUUGUUUAUAUGUUCUGUUAAGUGUAUGAACAUUUGAAAAUUAAUACCAAUAACAUGAAUGGCAUAUGUUUAUUAGAUAUUAUAUUUUCAUUUUUGCUAAGAAGAUUUUUUUUUAUAUGAAGAUUUUAUAUUUUACGUUUGGUUUCAUUUCAAAUAUGAAAUAUCUACCACGUUCCUCGAAAUAAUCAUUAUGGUCUGUCAAUAGUCGUGUUGGAUCGAUAAUACAUACCCAUCAUCCAAUAUUUUUUGGUGCAACCCAUCAUCCAAUAUACUCAUAUCAUUAUCAACUAUACUCUUUGAUAUCAUUCUUAAGAAUCACGAACUUCUGACUUAAAUAUAGUAACUAGAUCUUGACCCGCACAACGGUGCAGAUGUUUAUUUUCACGUGUAUAUAUAUAUAUAUAUUUGUUUACAUCAUUAGUAUUUUUUUUAAUGUUAUUCAUACAUUCAAAUGACUCUUUCAAAUAAAAUAAUUUAAUAGUUUCCAUGCUGCAAUUUAAUUAAUUGUUCCAAAUCAUCACAUAUAUUUGUUGUUUCUUGUUAUAUAUUUACUCUAUUGAAUUAUUAAAACAAUUUAUAUAUGCACGAAACAACAUAUUUAAAAAUUAGUUUGUAUUUAAUUUAUUAUGAUUAUGAUCCGUAAUUCAAAACUAUAGAUUAACUUUAGUAAUUUUUAUGUUUAUUCAUUUUAGAUAAUAAAGUAUUGUAUAUAUAAAGUUUAAGACUAGGUGAUUUUCCCGUGCUCAUGCACGGAUACAAAUAUUUACAAAGUAAUAAAAUCCUUAUAAUUGAUUAAAUUUUUAUUUCUAUUUAUUGAUAAGUUUAAAUUAUUUUGUAGUUUAUAUAUUAGAAAGACAUAUAUAAUAUUGUUUUAAAUUACAUUAUUUUGUUAUCUUAAUUAGAUAUAUGAAUUUGGGUUUAAUUAUUUGGAUCAGUUAAGUUAUUUUUGGUAUGUUGAGUUGUAUCUAUUUUCCAGUUGAAUUUUAAUUAUACAAAUUCAGAUUAUAUAUAAAACAUAUUUUCUCAAAUUCCUAAAUAUGUAUUUAUAAAUUGAUAUAUUUUGUUUUGGCUUAAAUUUAUGAGAAAAGUUGAAAUGUUGAUCAGAAGUUCUGUAUGUGAAUCAAAUUUGCAAUAUUUUAAAAAACAUGUUGAUCAUUAGAGUUUUAGAACGUAAUAUUAACCUAUUCAAUUUUAUUAAAUACUGUAUUCAUAGGAAAACAAUUUGCGUAUAUAAUUAGAUUAGAGAUAAUUACUUGUUUAUUUUAUAGAUAUUGAAACUUUCACAUAGUAUUAGGCUUGAGAAUUUGUAAUAAAGAAAAGAAAAUUGUAUGAAAUUGUGAGAGAAUUUGUUUAAAAUAAGAGAUUGAAUAAUUAUUCAAAAUUAAUAUUAUUUUAGAAAAUUUAUAACUAAAACUUUUUAUUUUAGUUUAGUGCAUUGGAGUAAAUACUGAUUUGGUAACUAAAUUGACUUUUUAAAAAGGGUUAUUAUGUUUUAAAUGAAAAAUAUUUAACUAAAGGUUAUUAAAAAUCGUAGAAAAAUGUUAUUAAACAAAAAGUAUCACAAAUGUUUUAUGAAAGUAAGAUUUUUAUAAAAGGAAAUACCUUUUUUAAAUCACAUCUUUUAGAUAUCAAAAUAUUAUUUUUAAGAUAUUAUUUUUGAUACUAAAUUCCUUUAUGAUAUUGAUAUGAGUUUAUUAAGAAAGUAUUAAGAAAAACAAAAAUAUAAAUAGAUUAUAUUAGUAAUGGCAAUUAUAAAAUAGUUAAUGAAAUUGAGAUUUAUAUAAAAAGAAAUUUCUUAUUGUGAAAUUACAUGUUUUAAAUAUAAAAAAUUGCUAUGUAUUUUUUGUUUUAAGAUAUUGCCUUUUUGAUACUAAAUCUAUAUAUAUACAUACGAGGUGAUUUUCCCGUGCUCAUGCACGGCUAUAAUAUUUAGAAAGUAAAUACAUUAUAAUAAUUUAUUAAUAUUUUAUUUUUAAUUUUGGUUAUUCUGUUAUUUAUAUUGUAAUUAACAUGCAUAGUUUAUUUAUAUAACUUUCUGUUAUUUUAAUUAGACAUAUAAUUUUGGAUAUAAAAUAUCUCGAUUGUUUGGUUAUUAUUUGGAUAUAUUAGAUAACAUUUAUUGUUUUUUACUCAACUAUAAUAUUUUUGCUAUACAUAUUUAAAUUUUGAUUUUUUUUUCUAUUUUUCAUGUAGUUUGAUUCUUGUCUUAAAUUUGUAAAUAUGUUUUACUAAGAUUAUGUAUAAUUUAAUAUAUGUUGUUUUGAAAAUCAGAUAGUAAAAGUGAACUAAAGUGUUGAUCGAUUUAAAAUUACAUAAAUAAAUAUAACAAUGAUAGUCUUUUAAAACCUUAUGCAUAUAUAGAUGUUAUACAAAAUAAAUAAUUCCAAUAUUUGGUUAAUAUAUUUAUAUUAUUAGUUGAUAAUUUCGUAUUUAUUUAGUAAUAUGUUAAUUUGUUCAAUAAUUUAUAUGUAUAAAAUAUUACAAUUUUAUUGGUCUAGUUAAUCAUUUUGUGGGUAUAUUGUGUUACAUAAACUCUGUCAAAUUAUAAUAAAACUAUUUUUAAUUUAAUUCAACCAAAUCGUAUUAACUAUAUUCAUUGUAUAAGUUUGGUUUUACAUUAUAGAUGUGUAACUAUAUUUUUUGAUUUUUUUUAUUAAUUUGGUAUAUGUUAAUUUUUGAAAAAUAAAAUUAUA
Brassica rapa (field mustard) is the source of this 16133-nucleotide messenger RNA. RefSeq names its product pathogen-associated molecular patterns-induced protein A70-like. Lineage: Eukaryota; Viridiplantae; Streptophyta; Magnoliopsida; Brassicales; Brassicaceae. The record is from RefSeq and is a predicted model, not a curated record.